AUGAAAGGGGAGGUAAAGGGAAAUGAGGCUACGAUUAGGGUUAGAGGAGAGAAAAAGGGGAGAGGGAGAAGCGAAGGGGGGCAAGCAGGGGGGAAGGGAGGCGGAGAAGGGGAACGGAACGGAGCGGGAGGGGAAAAGAAAUGGGGGGGGACAAGCGGGGGGGAAAAGGCGCAGGGCGGAGGGUUGAAGGGGCUAAGCGCAGGGGGGAAGAAGGGAGAUGCGCGCACAAGUGCGGGCAUGGUUGGUGCCACGGGUGGGGGUGUGGGUGGGGUAGGAGAGGGAGUGACGGAGGGAAUAGCGGAGGGGCUUAUAGACGGUUUGGCGGAGGGAAUAGCUGAGGCGCUGGGGGGGAAACGCGCAGAGGGGAAAGCGGAGGGGAGAGAGGCGAGACGAGCAGAGGGAGCAGCAGCAGCAGCGGCAGCAGCAGCAGCAGCAGCAACAGCGACAGAAGAAAGGGCAACAGCAGCAAAGGGGCGUGUUGAUAUGCAAGGGAAUGAGGAGGAUGCGUCAAGAGGGGAUGUAGAUGGAUGGGUUGACCCUGUAGCGGAGUACAUAGGAUGGUCUAUAACGGGGAUGAGGAGGGGAGGGGGAGGGGAUGUGGAAAGAGGGGAAGAGGAGGGAGGAUGGGGCGAGGAGUGGGAGGAGGAAGGGGAAUGGGAGGAGGAGGAGGACGAGGAGGAGAGGGAAGAGGAGGAGGGGGAAGAAGAGGGGGAAGGAGAUGGGGAAGAGGAGCAGGAGAAGGAGGAGGGGGAGAGUGAGGGAAGAGAAGGACGGAAAAGGAUCAGCAGCAGCAACGGGAAGCAGCGGGGAAAGGAGCAGGAGAACGACAAAGCAGCACAUGAGAAAGCAACAACGAACCGUAUCAGCUGCGAAAAGUGUACAGAGAGAAAUAGGUGCAGGGAUUGCGAGGGGUGCAAAGAGGCUAAUAGUGGAGGAGAAGCAGAUAAGAGGGGCUCGGCCACAGCAGGAAAGGCACGAGAAGGUCGACCAGGAGGAGAGGCGGAAAAAGCAGCAGAAGCAGUCGAUGAAACUUCAUUGAAUCACUUGAAUGCUGCUGGUAUAGGUCCCUUAGAUGGGUACGCGGAUGGUUUGGAAGACAACGCGGACCCCCUGGGCGGGUAUAUAGACCCACUGGAGCAAUAUAUGCUGUGGUCUGGCGUGGGGAUGGUGGGAGAGGGGGGAGGGGAGGAGGGGGAAGAUACGGGGGAGGAGGUGGGGGAGGAUGUGGGGGAGGAGGUAGGGGAGGUUGUGGGGCAGGCGGAGGUAGGGGGAGAUGGAGAGGGGACGGUGGGGGGAGGUGUAGGGGGAGAGGUUGGCGGAAAGGUAGGUGAAGAAGAGGGGGAUGAGGUGGGGGAAGGGGAGGUGGGGGAAGAGGGGAUGGAGAGGAAGGAGGUGAGUACAGGGAAUGAGAGGAGAGAGGUGGAGAGGCGAGAUGAGGAGGGGAGAGAGGAGGAGGGGAGGCAGGAGGAGGAGAGAGAGGAGGGAGGACAAAAGGAGGGGCGAGGGGAGGGGAGGCAAGAGGAGGGGGAAGAUGAGAAGGAAGUUAUUGAAGGGCGGGGUGUGAGAGAGGUUGGAGGGGAGAGGGAGGGGAAGGAAGGGAGGGGAGUGAGGGAGGUUGGAGGGGAGACGGAUGGGGGCGAAGGGAGGGGAGUGAGGGAGGUUGGAGGGGAGAGGGAGGGGGGCGAAGGGAGGGAGCAGGAGGAACGGGAGAGACAUGGAGUGGGGGAUGAGGGGCAGGGUGUGGAGUGUGGUGGCGGCAGAGAGAAGAAUGGGCAGAAUGAGAAUGAUAAGGAGAAUGAAAUUAGUGAGGCGAGAGAGGAUGACGAUGUGGUGGAAGUGACAGUGAUGGGAAAGGGAGAGGGAAAGGGCGGUAAAGGAGGAGGGGAGGUGGGUGAUGGUAGAGAGGCGAGGGAAGGCGAGGGUAUGGGGCGUGAUUGGGGGGAGUGUGACGUUGAGGAGUGUGAGAUAGUGGAGGGGAAUGUUCGGGGGAGGGAUGGUGAGGGAAGGGAUGUUGAAGAGAGAAGGGGAAGGCGAGUGGCUGGUGAAGUGAGAAGAGGGCGAGUGGGAGAGAAAGGCGGGAGUGGAAGGGAGAAGGGGAAGGUAACGAAGAGAGAAAGGGAGGGAAAGAGGAGUCGGAGAGGAGAAGAGAAGGCGAGGGCACAUGAGGAGGAGGAGGAGGGAGAGGACGGAGGGGAGAGGGAGGAGGAAGAGGGUGAAGAGGUGGAGGAGAUUGAAAUGGUGGAGGGGGGGGAGAAGGAGGAGGAGAAGAAGGUGGGGGAAGAAGAGGUGAAGGGCAGAAAGAGGGGACAAAAGCGGAGUAAGCACGAGGAGAGGGAGAAUGAGGGGAAUGAUGAGGGUAAGGAGGAUGAGGAUGAGGAGGAGGAGGUGGAAGAGAUAAAGGUAGAAGAUAUACAGGAGGACAGGAGCAAGAGGAAUAAGAGGAAGCGCAAGGAGAGGCAGGGGGGAGAAAAGGAGAAGGAGGCGAGAAAGAGGUCAAAGUACCAGAAAGAAGAGGAGAAAGAGGAAGAGGAGGAUUUGGGAGAGGAGGAGGAGAGUGAGGAGGAGGAAGUGGAGCAGGGCAAGGGGGGAAGGAGGUGUAAGGCGAAGGAGAAGCGGUAUGAGUGUGGGCAGUGCGGCAUGGCGUUCACUCGACCGGCAUAUGUGCGACAACACAUGGCCACCCACGCGAACCAGUCCGCUGGCUUUGGCCGCAUGAGGAGGACUAGGAAGGCCUCACUCACUCACCCACUCAAUCACUCCGGUUCUUCACCCUCCCUCGCUCGCCUUCCUACCACUCCCUGCUACCCCACCCCACCAAUUGCCUUACAGCAGAAGUCGUUUGUGUGCCCACACGAGGACUGCAGAAGAGCGUUCGGGAGGAAGUACCACCUGCAGCGCCACAUGCAGUCGCAUGCUCCCGACCGGUGCGCCAAGACGUUCAGCCUGCACGCCAGCAUGCAGAGGCACGUGAGGGAACAGCACUGGGAGGAGGAAGGUUUAAGAGACCGGCUUGAUCGAAUCAACAGAGAGAUCAAGGCGAAGCAGCAACGGCACGGGAGGGAGGUUGAUGUUCUCCUGAUUCUCUUGCCUCCCUCCAUCUGUGCAACCCCUACAUCCCCACCCUACCAGUUUCCCUGUCCGCACCCGCAGUGCACCAAGACGUUCAGCCUACACGCCAGCAUGCAGCGGCGCGUGAGGGAGCAGCACUGGGAGGAGGAGGGCAUUCGAGACCGGCUUGAUCGAAUCAACCGAGAGAUCAAGGCGAAGCAGCAACGGCACGGGAGGGAGGUUGAUGUUCUCCUGAUUCUCUUGCCUCCCUCCAUCUGCGCAACCCCUACAUCCCCACCCUACCAGUUUCCCUGUCCGCACCCGCAGUGCACCAAGACGUUCAGCCUGCAUGCCAGCAUGCAGCGGCACGUGAGGGAGCAGCACUGGGAGGAGGAGGGCAUCCGGGACCGGCUGGAUAGGGUAAAUAGAGAGAUCAAGGCGAAGCAGGAGGAGGAGGGGGGGAUUGGUGAUCGGUUGUGUAGGGUGAAGAGAGAGAGUAAGGGAGGGGGUGCGGAGCAUAAGGUUCAGGAGAAGGAGGGGGUCCAGGAGAGAAGACAGCAGAAGGGACAGCAGAAAACAGAGGAGAAAGCACAGGGGAAGACACAGGAAGCACAGGAGAAAAUGCAGAAAGCACAGGAAAUAAUACAGGAGAAACCGAAGGAGAAAACGCAGGAGGAAGCGCAGGAGAAAACACAAGAGAAGGAAUGCGAGAAGACAACAGAAGCAACAGGAGGGAUUGGAGGAGGGGGGAAGGAGGGGAUAGCUGGGAAUGAGGAGCGGAGAGGAGGGGAGGAGGAGCAGAGAGGAAGGGAGGAGAGGAAAGCAAGGGAGGGGGAGAGGGAGGAGGAAAGGAGAGGUGGAGACGAGGGGAGAGGAGGGGAGGAGGAGAGGGAGGAGGAAAAGAGAGGUGGAGACGAGAAGAGAGGAGGUGAGGAGGAGAGGAUCGCAGCAGAGGGGGAAAGGAGAGGAGGGGGAAAUCAGAAGAGAGAAGGCGAGCAGGAGGAGAGAAGGGGUGAUGAAGGGGCUGGAAAGGGUUUGAGUGUGAUGGGGAGUGGUGAGAAGCGGUUUGACACUCAAAUGUGUGAUGCUGAAUUGUUUGAUGCUGCUGAAGCAGACAGGCAAGAAUCUGCUGACGUGGAGGAUAACAGAGAGAUCCUUGCGACCAAUGGGAGAGAAGGGGCGGUGCAAGGGAUGCAGGGCCACCUGCAGCAACAGAAGCAGCACCUGAAGAAACCCCUGGAGGUUGGUGAGGAUCGCCUGGAGAAGCACCUGAAGGAGAAGGAGCAGCCUGGUAUGGAGAUGAAAAAUCACCUGAACCAACAGAAGGAACAGCUGAGGGCAAUAAAGGAGCACUUGAGGAGGAAGGAGAUUCUCCUAAAGGAGGAGGAGGAUUAUCUGAGGCGGCAGCAGGAGCACCUGAGACAACAGAGGGAGCACCUGAAACAACAGAACGAGGAUCUGAGGCAACGAGAGGAGCAAUUAGCAAGGCAAGAGCAGCACCUGGGGGAACACCUGAGCGGGGAGCACCUGGGGGAAGAGCACCUGGGAGGACAUUUGAGGGGGCACCUGAGGGGGAAGCACGUGGGGGGGAAUGGGUUGCUAUUGCUGCAAGAUGCAGUAUGCUUAAGCUCUGGUGCUGCUGUGGGGACGACUGGUGGUGGUGUGGCGGCAGCUGAUGCUCACGUGGCAGCUCGUGCUGAUGUGGCAGCAACUGAUGGUGAUGCAGAAGUGGCUGUUUGUGAUGUGGCAGGUGGCGAUGGUGAUAUUACAGCAGCUGAUGGUGAUGUGGCAGAAGCUGUUGAUGAGGUGGCAACCGAUGCCGAUGCAAUGGCGACCGUUGGUACGAGUGUGGGCGGUGGGGGGACUGGUUGUGUGGCUGGUGGUGUGGCUGGUGAGGGUGCUGAUGGGAGGAUAAGGGAAGGCGUGAGGGAAGUGGAGGUGGCGAUGCGAGGAGAAGGAGGGGGAGGGGGUGAGGGGAAGGUGGAGGUUGGCAAAGGAGCAAUGGCAUCAGAAGUGGCGGUUGUUACAGGAGCUGUGGCGUCAGGGGGUGGUUGUGAGGCGCCUCAAAAGUUGAUGCGAGGAGAGGAGGGAAGGGGAGCGGGUCAGGGGAAGGUGGAGGUUGGCAAAGGAGCAAUGGCAUCAGAAGUGGCGUCAGAGGGGGUAAGGAAGUACAAGCAGGCUGGGAUGAUGAGCUGGAAGCGAAGGAGGUGGUGUGAUAAGGACGUGGUGAGAGAUAAGCAUGUGGUGAGAAGCAAGGAGAUGGCGGCAGGAAAGCUGGCACUGAGGAACGAGAUGGCAAGUCAAGGAAGGGACCAUGUGAAGGCACUGAGGAACGAGAUGGCAAGUCAAGGAAGGGACCAUGUGAAGGCACUGAGGAACGAGAUGGCAAGUCAAGGAAGGGACCAUGUGAAGGCACUGAGGAACGAGAUGGCAAGUCAAGGAAGGGACCAUGUGAAGGCACUGAGGAACGAGAUGGCAAGUCAAGGAAGGGACCAUGUGAAGGCACUGAGGAACGAGAUGGCAAGUCAAGGAAGGGACCAUGUGAAGGCACUGAGGAACGAGAUGGCAAGUCAAGGAAGGGACCAUGUGAAGGCACUGAGGAACGAGAUGGCAAGUCAAGGAAGGGACCAUGUGAAGGCACUGAGGAACGAGAUGGCAAGUCAAGGAAGGGACCAUGUGAAGGCACUGAGGAACGAGAUGGCAAGUCAAGGAAGGGACCAUGUGAAGGCACUGAGGAACGAGAUGGCAAGUCAAGGAAGGGACCAUGUGAAGGCACUGAGGAACGAGAUGGCAAGUCAAGGAAGGGACCAUGUGAAGGCACUGAGGAACGAGAUGGCAAGCACUGAGGCAAGGCACGCAGAAGGGGAAGGAGAUUCGAGAGGGAGCGAAGGAGAGGGCGACACAUCAGCAUCAAGUGACGGGGAUGCAGCAGCAGAAAGUACAGCUGCAGCAGCAGCAGCAGCAGCAGCAGCAGGGGAGGGCACGGAUGGCGCAGCAGAGGGAGCAGAUGGGGCCAUAUGUGGCUUCUGCUUUGCUGCCUUCCCGUCCCUCUCUGCCUUGGAGCAACACACACAGCAGCAGCACCGCUCCGUGCCCUGCCCGCACUGCAACAAGCGCAUCUCGUUCUCUCGCUUCAAACGCCACCUCAAGGAGCAGCAUGAGGUGGGAAACCGUUCUUCUCAUCCGUGCAAGGUGGAUGGGUGCAACAAAGCAUUCAGCUCGCCCAGCAACCUAAGGACGCACAUCAGGGCAUGCCAUCAGAAAGAUCGCCCGUUUGCCUGCUCCGUCCAUGGCUGCUCCCAGCGCUUCGCAUACAAAGCCAACCUCUCGCGGCAUAUUGCAGCCAUACACGAGAUGACACCCGCACAGAAUGUGGUGGAGAGGGAUGAGGCCAUGCACAAGAGACAGAAGCUCACGGGGAGACCACCUUGUUCUGAUGGUGCUGCAUUCGUCAGCGAUACGCUGCGUGCUGCACAUAAGCAUGAAAAUGGCUCCGCGGAAGCAGAAAAAUGA
Closterium sp. NIES-65 is the source of this 6561-nucleotide messenger RNA. The record is from the annotation of a GenBank genome assembly. Lineage: Eukaryota; Viridiplantae; Streptophyta; Zygnematophyceae; Desmidiales; Closteriaceae.